This is a messenger RNA of Schistosoma rodhaini, 4080 nucleotides long. The record is from the annotation of a GenBank genome assembly. NCBI's taxonomy places the organism in Eukaryota, Metazoa, Platyhelminthes, Trematoda, Strigeidida, Schistosomatidae.
UUGACUCAUGAUUUCAACUAUGAAUAUUUAUAUAUGAUAAGCGAAUAAGUUACUUCGUUAAUUUUAUUUGCAGGAAAUUAUAAUUGAUAGUAUAAUCAGUUAAAGAAGCAAACAUAACAUUUUUGACACUGUGACUGUAAUAAUCACAACCUUCUCACUUUUAAUAUGCUUAGACUGCCGGUUAGUAAACUUUAAUUUCUGACGUUAUAUUAAGGUUUACGUUACAAAAAAUAAGCUUAGGGAUUAUGUAUUACAGCUAAAUUUAAAUUUGAUUAGUGUUCGGAAUGUUAGUCAUUACCCAUUGGAUAAAUACUCUGAUUUAGUCUCAACCAGAUUUGUUUUCAUAUUCACAUCAUCAAAUUCACUGAGCUUUGUCGAUAAAUUCUAUAAUGAAUAGAUCAAUAACUUAAGAUUGUUUUAAACAAAAUAAUGAAUUUCUACAUUAUACAACUGAAAUCGUAGUUCAAUCGAUUAUUGCACAUAAUCAAUUAUUGAUCACUAAUUAAUUCAAAUUCUCCUUAUUUUAUUCCUACAGUUAUUUUUUAAAAAAAAAGCUGUGUUGGUAGCGUUUAAUGAUAUUAAGAAAAUGGAUGGAAAUGAUAGAAAUUUAAACAGAAGAGCAAGACAACUUGUUCUAGCCACAACAUUAAUUCGUGAUGCAUGUGAGACAAGAUUAGAAAUAAAAUUUAAACAAGAUCUUUUAUCUGUACAAUUGUAUGAACAUUAUUAUAGUAAAUCAUAUGUCAUACUAUACUACUUGUUAACUAUAAUUAAUCUUUUAACAAUCAUAUUAGAAUAUCCAGGAAAUAUAUGGAUUAAUGGAAAACCUUUACCAUAUUAUAUUCCAUUAGUCAUUAAUUUAUUAUGUGAGUGCUAUUUUUAUUAUAGAUGGUAUAUUAUUUAUGUUAUGUCAGAAAAGAAGACAUUAAAAUCAAAUAUUUCAUUCAUUGCAACAAUUACUAUCUUAUCAUUAAUGACAAUUGAUGCCAUUAUUUAUAUCAUAUUUCAUGAAUUAAAUUUUUCUAGUCCUGUAAGAUGGUCAAGAGCUCUUAGACCGGUACUAUUGUUGACAUUUCCAGAAAAUAGAAGAUUACGUGCGGCAUUUUUUAAUUUACGACGUACAUUAGUCGAUGUAUUGCCUGUAUUUGGUUUGUUUGGUGCAUGUUUAAUAUUUAUUUCAAUUGUUAGUUUAACAUUAUUAGGUGAUAUGAAAUUGACAUAUCCUAAUGGUAAUAAAUAUCUAUAUGAUUUUAUUGAUGUAUUAUGGGAAUUUUAUGUUUUAACAACAACAGCCAAUUCUCCUGAUGUUAUACUACCAGCAUAUGAAUAUAAUCAUUAUUUUAUCAUAAUUUAUUUAUUUAUUUGUACAAUAUGUAAUUGGUUAUUUAUGGGUAUAUUAACAGCAUCUGUGUAUAAUUCAUAUAAAUCACAUUUAGGUGAAUUUGUAAUUAAAACAAUUGUAAAACGUAAAGAAAAAUUAGAUGAAGCAUUCAAUUUAAUAUCGACUUUAACUCCAGAUGGUCAAUUAGGUGUUAGUCAUAAUACAUUUUUACAUUUAAUGCAUAUUGUUCAUCCAAAACAUAGUAAAGAUUCAUUAAAAGUUAUUUUUCAUGUAUUAGAUAAAAAUAAAUCUGGUUAUUUAUUAAAACAUGAAUUUGAACGUUUAUCUGAAUAUAUGCAAGCCAAAUUUGAAGAGAUUGAAUUAAGUCGAACCUAUUUUAAUACAUAUAUCUCAAAAUUUUAUCAUAUUUAUACAUCAAGUAAAUUUCAACUGUUUGUUUAUUAUAUGAAUCAUAAUAUUACAAAAUUAAUGUUUACAAUACUCAUUGUUGCUAACGCUAUAUGUGUUGUUAUAUUUCAAUCUUAUCCAAAAUGUUUAGAAAUAAUUGAAUGGAUAUUUACCAUGUUAUUUAUCAGUGAAUUAAUUAUUAAUUAUUUAAUAUGUGGUGGUGUCAAAUUUUUUAAUGAUGGUUGGAAUUUAUUUGAUUUUAUAAUUAUAUUUAGUGCAUUUAUUGGACAAAUUAUUCAACUUCUAUUUUAUUCUAUGGAUAUUUAUUUACCACAUGGUAUGAUACAAAUAUUUUUAUUAUUAAGAUUAUUUCGUUUAUUAAAAUUAUUUAGUGUCAUCAAACAAUUUCGCAUAGUAAUUAAUUGUAUUCUAACUAUACUACCAUCAUUAACUGCUUAUACAACUAUAUUAUUAAUAUUAUUUUAUAUAUUUUCAUGUAUUGCUAUGGAAUUAUUUGCUUUUAUUUAUCAACCACCAUUAAAUUAUAAUUAUACAUUAAAUACAACAUGUAAUAAUAAAUAUUUACUUCAUAGUGAAUUUGUUCAAUGGCAUUAUUGUACAUUUAAUUUUAAUAGUCCUUUUGAUUCAUUCUUAUUAUUAUUCAUUAUUACAGUUGGUAAUAAUUGGCAUAUAUUUACUCAUGGUUAUGUAAUAGUUACAACAAGAUGGAGUAAAUUAUUUUUUAUUAUUAUACAUUGGAUAUGUGUUUUACUUGUAUUAAAUGUUGUGCUAGCUUUUAUUAUUGAAGCAUUUUUAAUUGAAUAUGAUUCACAACAAAGUAAAUUUGAAUUAUAUAUAAAUGAACGAUUAAAUGAUUUAGAAAUGAAUGCUGAAAAUGAAUUAAAAAAACGUGGAUUGGAAAAUUUUCGUAAAUCUGGAUUUAUAAUAUCUAAAAAAUUAUUAGAUGAAGCUGGUAUAACUGAACAAAAUACACAGAAAGUAUUCUAUUUAAAAACAGAUAAUGCAUCUAUUGAAAUAUUAAUGUUUAGAAUGUUUGAAAAAGAAAUUGAAGAAUUAGUUGAAGAUUUAACAAAUAAAUUAACAGCGCCUAAACUUAAAGCACAUGAUCCAUUUUCACAUCUAUAGUUUAUUAACAUUGACGGUUGAAAAAAACAAACCAUACAACCAUCAGAAAUUAGUAUGAAAAGUAAAGAUGGAAGCAAGUUGUAUCUUCAUAUCCAGCAAAAAAAAACAAUAGUAAAUUUAAGGAUUCAUUACUUUUGUUAUAGUUUGGUAAUGUAAGAUAAUAAGUAUGUUGAAAGUUCAAUUGGAGACAUUUGUAGAAUAAUUGCAAUAUUUCAUUUCUUCAGAGUUGAUAAUUUUACUUAAAAACUAAAUUGAAGUUUUCUAAGAAUGAUUUUAAUGUUUACAGGUAUUAGAAAAAAACAUCUAAACUCGAAAUUUAUGUUAACUUAAAACUCAUAUAUUAUAAGACUCAAAACAAUUUCCUUAGAACGUUAAUGUUAAUACUUAUUAAAUAUGUAAUUAAUACUUCACAGUUUAUACAGAUUCUAUGUUUAUUCAUUUGCGUUUAAAUAGCUCCAUGUAUUAAUGAAAUAUUUGGUUAACAAUAUUCAUUUUAAAAUAUUCUGUACGAUGAAAUAUGUGAAACAUAUGUUGAGACGGUCAUUGAAUGUUGUUUUUGAUUGAAUGUGAUGUAUUUAUUUAAAAUAAAUUUUACCAUGUUAUAAAAAAAUAAUUCAUUACACCCAACCUUAAAAACAUUGAUGUUAUUUCCGAACCUUUUACGUCUGCUGUCAUGAAUGAUGACGAACCAUGAAAGCAAAGUUAUAUUACGGGGAAUGAAACGUCUUAGCAACCAGGAGUAAGAUCGUUAGAUUUAUCAAACUUGCCAUCUUAUUCAGCAGUAGAAUAUAUAACUGCUUAAAUUUAUUUACUAACUUAUUAUACCUUGACGUUAUUCCCAUCUUCUUAUCUUCCAAAAAGCAUUAAAUCGUAAACUCAAGAACCAUAAAAAGAGAUUAUUCUCUUUCUCAGACCAAUACUUCACUGCUUUAAAUGCAAGAUGUAACUGUGAAAAUAUAAUACGUUUUCUUUUAUGUAUUUCUGUAAUGUCAGAAGGCUUUUGAAAACAAAUAGACGGAAUCUUCUGAGAUACACUAUGAAAGCUGAGUUUAUGUAAAUAGAAGAACGUUGUAAUAUGAUUUAAACUCCCAAUCUACAUACAAAGCUACAGGUAGUUACUAGAAAUCAGUGAAAAAUAUUUAUCUCAAUCGAAGUAACCAAUGUCGUGGGGAGUCAUAAACAACGACCGUCCAGUGUUUCCAGGU